This is a messenger RNA of Caenorhabditis remanei, 381 nucleotides long. RefSeq lists its product as uncharacterized. NCBI's taxonomy places the organism in Eukaryota, Metazoa, Nematoda, Chromadorea, Rhabditida, Rhabditidae. The transcript has 4 exons. The record is from RefSeq and is a predicted model, not a curated record. Bases 1 to 381 code for a protein of 126 amino acids.
AUGAUGGAUUCCGAUUCGAUUCCGGAGCUCUAUCAUAUUCUUUUGAAAAAUCGUCAUCUUUUUGUUCCUGCAUUCGUGUUAUUUGCAAUAGAAAUCGGAUUGUCAAGUUAUCAAAAUCAGUAUCAGCAACUUUUAACAAUUGAAUACUCCACACUUCUUCUAAUUCUCAUGAUAUUCUCUAUCCCUUUAUCAGUUAUCAAUCCACCAAUAUGGUUCACAUUAUACAUGACAACAUUCAUUCAUAUGCUUCAUUUCAAAGAACACUAUCUAUUCUCAAUAAUUGCAACAGUUAUAAUGUUUGUUUCGAUUUUCUACCACGAAAUGAGAUCAAUUUCGAAAAAGAAAACAGAUCUUCUUCUCAAUUCAACUACUGGCGUUUAA